AUGGUUGGUAAGAAUGAAGGUGGAAAUGCCAUUCUUCAAGAAGCCCUUUUGCAUGGUAGUGCUAGUAAUGGUAUAGAGUCCAAUAAGUCUGGCGGGGGUGAAACUGUGACCCCUUAUUCCAGUGCUAGUUUCUUUUGUGUCCUUACUUUCUCUUGGAUGGGUAAUUUGAUUGCUGCCGGCUCCAAAAAAACGUUGGACCUCGAGGAUGUUCCUCAGCUUGCCAGUAUUGAUAGUGUCAGGUCGGCUUUUCCAAUUUUGAGAAAUAAGGUAGAAUCGGAUUGCGAGAGUAGUAGUAAAGUGACAACAUUUGUGCUGGUGAAGGCUUUGAUUUUCACGGUAUGGAAGGAAAUUCUAUUAUCAGCUUUUCUUGUGCUUGCUUACACAUUGGCUACUUAUGUCGGCCCCUACCUCAUUGAUACUUUCGUUCAAUACCUUAAUGGUCGUCGCGGAGUCAAAAACGAAGGUUAUCUUUUGGUUUCUACAUUCUUCAUUGCAAAGGUAGUUGAGUGUCUUGCACAGAGGCACUGGUUUUUUAAGUCCCAACAGGCUGGAUUUAGAGCUAGGGCUGCAUUGGUUGCCAUGAUCUACAAUAAGGGUUUGACCCUUUCAUGUCAAUCAAAACAGAGUCACACUAGUGGGGAGAUCAUCAAUUUCAUGACCGUUGAUGCGGAGAGAAUUGGUGACUUCGGUUGGUAUAUGCAUGAUCCUUGGAUGGUGCUCUUACAAGUUGCUUUGGCUUUGGCAAUCUUAUACAAAAAUCUUGGGCUUGCUUCAAUUGCUACAUUUGUUGCUACUGUGCUAGUGAUGUCGGCAAACUUUCCUUUGGGAAAGUUGCAGGAGAAAUUUCAGGAAGAACUAAUGGCAUCUAAAGAUCGAAGGAUGAAGUCCACGUCCGAAAUUUUGAGGAACAUGAGGAUUCUCAAGCUUCAGGGUUGGGAGAUGAAGUUCUUGUCAAAAAUUGUCGAGCUCAGGAACACGGAGGCAGGAUGGUUGAGAAGAUACGUGUACACUACCGCCAUGACCUCUUUUGUUUUUUGGGUCGCCCCAACAUUUGUGUCUGUGGUCACGUUUGGUGCUUGUAUGCUUAUGGGAAUCCCACUGGAAUCAGGGAAGAUAUUGUCUGCACUUGCAACAUUUAGAAUACUUCAAGAGCCUAUUUAUAAUCUUCCUGAUACAAUUUCAAUGAUUGCUCAGACCAAAGUUUCCCUUGACCGAAUUGCUUCAUUCCUCCGUCUCCAUGACCUGCAGCCGGAUGUUAUACAGGUGCUGCCGAGAGGUACAUCUGACAGAGCCAUAGAGAUAGUUGAUGGGAAUUUUGCUUGGGAUGUGUCUUCUCCUACUUCAACUCUCAAAGAUAUAAAUCUCAUGGUGUCUCGUGGCAUGAGGGUUGCUGUUUGCGGUACCGUUGGUUCAGGCAAGUCGAGCUUAAUCUCUUCUAUCUUGGGAGAAAUGCCCAAAAUAUCAGGAGCUAUUAUGCUAAGUGGAACAAAGGCUUACGUUGCUCAGUCACCCUGGAUACAGAGUGGGACGAUUGAGGAAAAUAUACUUUUUGGUAAGGAAAUGGACAGAGAGCAGUAUGAGAAGGUUCUUGAAGCGUGUUCCUUAAAGAAAGACCUGGAAAUUCUCUCCUUCGGUGAUCAGACGGUUAUAGGUGAGAGAGGAAUCAAUUUGAGUGGUGGACAGAAACAGAGAAUACAGAUUGCGCGUGCCUUGUACCAAGAUGCUGAUAUCUAUCUUUUUGAUGAUCCAUUUAGUGCGGUGGAUGCUCAUACAGGGUCCCAUCUUUUCAAGAUAGUUGAUGGGAAUUUUGCUUGGGAUGUGUCUUCUCCUACUUCAACUCUUAAAGAUAUAAAUCUCAGGGUGUCUCGUGGCAUGAGGGUUGCUGUUUGCGGUACCGUUGGUUCAGGCAAGUCGAGCUUAAUCUCUUCUAUCUUGGGAGAAAUGCCCAAAAUAUCAGGAGCUAUUAUGCUAAGUGGAACAAAGGCUUACGUUGCUCAGUCACCCUGGAUACAGAGUGGGAAGAUUGAGGAAAAUAUACUUUUUGGUAAGGAAAUGGACAGAGAGCAGUAUGAGAAGGUUCUUGAAGCGUGUUCCUUAAAGAAAGACCUGGAAAUUCUCUCCUUCGGUGAUCAGACGGUUAUAGGUGAGAGAGGAAUCAAUUUGAGUGGUGGACAGAAACAGAGAAUACAGAUUGCGCGUGCCUUGUACCAAGAUGCUGAUAUCUAUCUUUUUGAUGAUCCAUUUAGUGCGGUGGAUGCUCAUACAGGGUCCCAUCUUUUCAAGGAAUGUUUACUGGGGCUUCUGGGUACUAAAACAGUAGUUUAUGUUACUCAUCAAGUGGAAUUCUUACCUGCUGCAGAUCUUAUCCUGGUCAUGAAAAAUGGGAGAAUUUCGCAAGCUGGAAAAUAUGAAGACAUUCUAAAUUCAGGAAGCGACUUUAUGGAACUUGUGGGUGCCCAUAAGGAAGCUUUAUUGGUGCUUGAUUCUGUAGAAACACGUUCAGGCUCAGGAAAAUCAAAUAUCAGCGAGGAAGUUGAUGGUAUUGGGGAGGCUAAGAAGGUUCUCAAGGAUGAGAAAACUGCAGUUGGUCAAAAUGGCAAAGCAGAUGAUGUUGGGGGGCCAAAAGGUCAGCUUGUUCAAGAAGAAGAAAGAGAGAAAGGUAAAGUUGGUUUUUCAGUCUACUGGAAAUAUAUCACAACUGCGUAUGGAGGAGCACUUGUGCCCUUUAUAUUGUUGGCACAAGUUUUGUUUCAGCUACUUCAAAUUGGAAGCAAUUACUGGAUGGCAUGGGCAACUCCGGUCUCCAGCAAUGUACCGGCUCCUGUUGGAGGCUCUACUCUUCUAGUUGUCUAUGUAGCUUUGGCAAUCGGAAGUUCUUUUUGCAUCCUUUCGAGGGCCUUACUUCUUGUAACGGCCGGGUACAAGAUUGCCACAAUACUGUUCAAUAAAAUGCAUUUCUGCCUUUUUCGUGCCCCUAUGUCUUUCUUUGAUGCCACCCCUAGCGGACGAAUUCUGAACAGAGCAUCUACGGACCAAAGUGCACUGGAUUUGAUCAUUCCAUCUCAAGUUUCUGCUUUUGCCUUCUCAAUCAUACAACUUCUGGGAAUUAUUGCAGUAAUGUCGCAGGUUGCUUGGCAGGUCUUCAUCAUUUUUAUUCCUGUCAUUGCAAUUUGCAUCUGGUUACAGCAAUAUUACAUAUCUUCAGCACGAGAAUUGGCACGGUUAAUUGGAGUAUGCAAAGCUCCAGUUAUACAACAUUUUGCUGAAACAAUCUCAGGAUCAACUACAAUUAGAAGUUUUGAUCAGGAAUCUAGAUUCCGGGACACAAAUAUGAAAUUGAUAGAUGGGUAUUCUCGCCCAACAUUUCACAGUUCUGGUGCAAUGGAGUGGCUAUGCAUUCGCUUGGAUAUGUUGUCUUUAAUUACAUUUACCUCUUCCUUGGUUUUUUUGAUCUCUGUUCCGGAGGGAACAAUUGAUUCGAGUGUUGCGGGAUUAGCAGUAACAUAUGGGCUUAAUCUUAACAUGUUACAAGCUUGGGUCAUAUGGAAUCUUUGUUCUAUGGAGAAUAAAAUUAUAUCAGUUGAAAGAAUACUUCAAUACACUUCUCUCCCUAGUGAGCCUCCUCUUGUUAUAGAAUCAAACAGGCCAGAGGCAGACGGUCACUGGCCAUCACAUGGUGAAGUUGACAUUCGUGAUCUCAAGGUGCGAUAUGCCCCACACAUGCCACUUGUGUUAAGAGGCCUCACAUGCACUUUCUCUGGAGGAAAGAAGACUGGCAUUGUAGGAAGGACGGGCAGUGGUAAAUCAACACUUAUACAGACACUCUUCCGUAUUGUUGAACCCGAUGGUGGACACAUUUUUAUAGAUGAUAUCAACAUCUCUUUGAUCGGGCUGCAUGAUUUAAGAUCUAGAUUGAGUAUAAUUCCACAGGAUCCAACCAUGUUUGAGGGGACGAUAAGAGGAAACCUGGAUCCGCUGGAAGAGCAUACGGACGAACAGAUUUGGGAGGCUCUCGAUAAGUGCCAGCUUGGAGACGAGGUUAGGAAGAAGGAAGGCAAACUUGAUUCAGCAGUUAAUGAGAAUGGAGAGAAUUGGAGUGUGGGUCAAAGACAGCUGGUCUGUCUUGGCCGUGUUCUACUGAAGAAAAGCAAGGUUUUGGUGCUUGAUGAGGCAACAGCAUCAGUUGAUACAGCGACUGAUAAUCUGAUUCAGCAAACCCUGAGGCAACACUUCUCCGACUCCACAGUCAUAACCAUUGCACAUAGAAUAACAUCUGUGCUCGACAGUGACAUGGUCCUACUAUUAGAUCUUGGAUUAAUCGAGGAAUACGAUACUCCAACCAAGUUGCUGGAAAACAAGUCAUCUUCGUUUGCUAGGCUCGUAGCAGAGUAUAGUGUGAGAUCAAAAUGAUGAUGACCAUCAAGUUGUAGUUAUGUUCUCAGGUACAAUUUGCCCCAAUGGAUGGGGCAUCUUCUAUGUUCCAAAUUAUUCUCCUAUUUGAGUGUAUGUGACGUGUGGAAAGCCAACUUAUACGUGCGUAUAUGUUCUACGCAAGAUGCGUUAUGAAUAAUCAAUAAAGAAUUGGUACCGAGUAUUAUUAUGUUGUUGGUAGAGAUGAGUUUGACAGGUUUUAAGAAUUUGCUUGGGCAUGUUUGGGAUAGAGAAGAUAUGUAUGGUGG
Molecule: messenger RNA, 4679 nt
Organism: Ilex paraguariensis (yerba mate)
Lineage: Eukaryota; Viridiplantae; Streptophyta; Magnoliopsida; Aquifoliales; Aquifoliaceae
Source: the annotation of a GenBank genome assembly